AUGCCUCAAAACGUAUGCGCCGUUUCUCUUCUUCAGUCGCUGCCUCAAAACAAGCAUAUCCGCUUUCAGACAUCCUGGAUAGCCGACAGCUACGAUAAAUACUUCUCGACUCGACGCAAUCCUUCUAGACAAGCUCGCCCAGUUGCCACACGCCUGGUCGACGAGGAGACGGACCCAGAACCGUCCCCAAGGCGCUGUCGUAGCGAGUCGCGAAGUUCAAGCAGAUCGUCGACGGGCGGCCCACGCAGGGGACCAUAUCUGAAGCCACACGAGCGCAGAGAGCGGCUGGAGAAUACGCCUCAUGUCACAUAUGCCUUAGACGAUACAGGCCUGUGCAUCGUAGCGACAUGCACGCUCUGUGACAGAACAUAUCAGCUCGAUAAACGUGGCAAAAGUACGAAGAAUGGCGGAUAUUACUUCUCUAACCUUCAGAGGCAUUUGAAUCGGCGAACCCACAAGGAGAGAGAAGCCGCGUACGACAGGCAACGCGAGGAGAUCCUCAACCAUUUAUUAAGGGCAUCGAGCCCCUUGACCCCUCCACCCGAAGAUCUCGAGAGCGACGCUUCGUCGACGGUGGCCACUGAGGAAGAUGAGCCGCUGGAGUUCACUGAGUCCAGUGGAGCCGCGAGUAUUGAAGGCCACGAGGAACACAGGACUCACGAAGCAAUACGACACAAGGUUGUGUCCUCGAUUCCUAGCAGAACAUUGUCUCCACCACCUACGACGUCGAAUAUCGCCACCCAGGGUUCUACCUCUCUGGUACCUUAUCCAUUGGCGCACGUCGAGGAUGCCCAUCUGCUGUUGGAGGUGUCGAAGAGAGCUUAUAUGGAGUACGAGGAGCGACGCUUUGGGAACGAGAAGCGCGGUUGUCCCAUUUGGCGGCUCUACUGCCAUCAGCAGGACUAUCUUACGCCUGGUCGAGUUUAGGCCGUCUUUCUCGAUUUAAACUUGUUCACGAGCAUACAUACCUUCGUUCCUUUAAAAACAUACUGUUGUGGAAGUAGAUAGAAAAACUUAAUCGUAUUCGCUUUUCCA
Molecule: messenger RNA, 1035 nt
Organism: Coprinopsis cinerea okayama7#130
Lineage: Eukaryota; Fungi; Basidiomycota; Agaricomycetes; Agaricales; Psathyrellaceae
Exons: 4
Coding region: 1-927 (308 amino acids)
Source: RefSeq, a predicted model, not a curated record